Molecule: messenger RNA, 4765 nt
Organism: Schistocerca gregaria
Lineage: Eukaryota; Metazoa; Arthropoda; Insecta; Orthoptera; Acrididae
Product: RNA-binding protein 33-like
Exons: 17
Coding region: 329-3127 (932 amino acids)
Molecular function (GO): RNA binding
Source: RefSeq, a predicted model, not a curated record
UAUAUCUUCCAAAUAGUUUAGGUGGAAGAGAGUGAAGCAUUAAAUUUGGCCAUGUUGAAGUGAAUCUGACGGCACUGUUGUCCGUAAAUAAACAAUCUGCGCGAAGCGAAAUUGUGUUGUUCAAGUAAACUAGGCGUUCAAAUAUUCACUGUUCGUUACUGUGUCGAAGUAUAACGACUUCCUGUUCUUUGUGACUAUAAGAGACUGUCUGAGGUCGUUAUAGACAUUACACAAGAGCUAUGUGGCUCAUGAAAUGAAAUAUCGUCUUAUUAGUUAACGAAGACAUUGUGUAAACGUUGGUUCCAGUGUGUGAUGAUCCAGCAGUAAAAUGUCGGAUAACAAUGACAUAAACCUCUUAGAUGAUGAUCUGGAAGAUGAUAUUGACUAUGAUCUUGGUAAUGAAGAUGAAGAUCGUCUUCUGGCAGAUGAUUAUGAGCUACAGGAUUCCUCUGAGCUGGAGGGUCAUGAUCAUGGAGAAAUACUGCAGUCAGAUGAGAAGAGUUUUGUAGAAACUGAUGAGCCAGCUGAAGAUGAUAUUUUAGAUUUGGGUGUAACUGAUGGCCUUGAUGACUUAGAUUCAGAAAUACAAGAAAGUGCUGAUGUUAGCCAGCAGAAACUUGUUGAAGAACAAUCCACUUUUGGCACAGAAAUAGAGAAUGUAACUGCAGAACCAGAAACCACAGAUCCUAACCACAGUGUAGGUUCCGUCAGUACAGAGAAGAACAAUGCAGAAGAUGUAUCUGCAGAGACUACAACGCAUGUGGAAUCUGAGGAGGAGGAAGAGUCUGAAAUGGAAAGCCGGGAUCGUUUUAAGUCUGAGAGAACCAAUAUUGUUCCCCUGAAGAGCUCAAAGACAUUUGGAAAUAUCCCAGACACUUUAGAUAGUGUAAUUCCUUCAGAUGAUGUUAAUGUAAAGAGGAAGUGGAGAGGAAAGAAAGGAUGGGCUUAUUCGCGACAGUCGGGAUCUAACAUGCGUGGUGGUUUGAAUCAGCGAUUUCACCAGCAGCAGCAGCAGCAACAUUAUCAACAGAAGCUACAACCAUUCCACUCAUUCCAGAACUCUGGACCCCAUUUUGCUCAGAUGCAACAACCACCUCAGAAGAUUCUCAUAAAUCCACAUUUCAGAGGUGCUGUACAGCCCCACCCAGAUGCGCGGCUCAUAUGGGACCGGGAAGGAGGAGUAAAUAAUGGUUUUCCUCAACGUAUGAUGGGAAAUGAAGAUUAUGGUCAGAUGCCACAUGGAGGAUUUGAUGGACCCUUCCAGCAAAAUCCAAAUCCUCCCAGCGCUGUGCUUCCUGAUGGCCUCCACCCACACCAUCACCAUCAGAAUCAAAGUUACCCACCCCCACUGCAUGCAUCGCAACAGCAGCCACAAUACUACAAUGAAAAUUAUAUGGAGCAGCCUCCAACUCAUGCCCCUGUACCAAGUGGGCCUGAACCAUGGUUGAAUCACAGCAUGAUGCAGCAGCCACCAGCUCAUCACCAAAUACCACCCCCACAGGCCCCCCCUGACAAUUUUUUCUUGCCCCCACCACGGGAUACUUUAAUGUUUCCACCUCCACAGCAGCAGUUUCCUCCUUUCCAAGAACAGGGACCUCGGUUUCCACCUCCUGGCAAUUUUAUGCCACCACCUGAUAUGCACAUCCAGGGUGCAUUUCGUGUUCCACCUCCUGGUCAAACCAUGGGUCCUGGUGGACGAUUUAGGCAGCCAGUGUCUAGAUUUCAGAAUAUAAAUAUGAAGCGAAGGGUACAUUAUCAAGGUCCACCUAAUGGUCCUAAACGGAUUGCUUCUCCAAAGCAACAAAAUGUUGUUAGUUCUAGUCAGCAUUCCCAACAACCAGAAACUUCAACACCUCAACAGCAGCCACCUGUGAAAGUUGUUCCUGUGAAGCGUCUGGACUCUACCCCCAGAAGAAAGAAGCGCAUGCCAGACAUGAGCAACUUACAUGAAGUGAAGACCGUAGACACACUACCAGUACAGGCAGAAAGCUCAGCAACAACUACAGUAGCCACUGCUAGUACGACAAAUGAAGAGGGAGAUCAAGAAGAUGAAGAAACACGGGAGUAUCGACGUAAAAUCGAAGAGCAGAAACGAUUACGUGAGAAAGUACUUCAAGCGAAAGAAAUACGGCGCAUGAUGGCAGCAUUGGAGAAACAGCGUCUUUUGAAGAAACAGCAACAAGAACCACAACAAGGACAAGAGCAGCAGCAGCAUCAGACUGGUUCUGUUACUGAAAAACUCACUGGAGGUGUUGAUCCAUCCAAUGUUGAACCUCCUAAGGGAAAUGCCAUUGCAACAAUUGUCAAUCGCAAUCCGGUACAGCCAUUGUCAACACAGGUUACUCCAACAGGAGUUCGCAAGCGUACAGCUGUUACGCGUGUUGGUGUAACUCCUACUACUGGCAUACAGCGGCAGUUAAAGCAUCAGCAGAAGCAUCAACACCACUUCCACCAACAGCAUCAACAAAUACCGCCACAACAACAAUUCUUAUCGCAAGGAGGCCAGCAGCUUAAACAGCAUCCUAUACAGAAGGUGUCUGUAGUCACCAAACAGUCAGUACAGGGCAUUCCAGUUCUACGGAAAAAUAUUGGUGGACCAGCAGCAUCGAAAUCUGCACCAGGAAUGCAACCUGGGCGGAUUGUGAGGGCGCCAUCUCAGCAGGCAUCAGGUACCGCCACAGUGGUGAACCCAAAGAGAGUCACAGUAGUAGGCCAGCAACAGCUACAAGCACGAAAAGUGGUACUCCGUGGUGCAUCAUCCGGAACUGGUGUUCAGUUGCUCACAGGUCAACAACAGCAAAGAGUGGUUAUUCAGAAGAGUACUGCCUUGCAAGGACAGCAAGCAGUUGCAUCUCCAAAUCGAACAGUUAUAGUGAAUCAGGUUGAAGCAGGCCAACAAAGAACAUCUAAAUCGGUUGCAGUAGAAAACCUUUCCGUUGACACUGAUGAAAUGAAACUCCGCAGAAUGUGCCUGCGUGUUGGCACAGUUGAGAAAGUGCAGAUGCAGCCACAGCAUCGACGUGCAGUCAUCACUUUUGCUAACCCAUCUUCAGCGGGAAUGUUCAUCGACCGUUAUCAGCGUAAAAUUGUUGACCUCUCACUCAUACAGGUGUCACUAGUGCCUUAAACGACACCGAAUUAUUGUGGAGGAAUUAUACUCUUUCUUUGCAGGCUUGCACAGCAUUUACUUACUGAAAAGAGAGUCUAGGUAAUAACUUACGUCACUGAAAUUGAAAGGAGAGAUUGUUAUAAGUCUUUGUUCGUGAUUCUUGAAGCAGCUAUCUUUGUAUUUCAGCCUUUACAAAGGAGAGAUCACUGGGAGCACUGAAAAUAAAAUAUGUGUCCUCUCUCUCUCUCUCUCUCUCUCUCUCUCUCUCUCUCUCUCUUUCUCUCUCUCUCUGUCCAUGUCCCUGUCUAUUUUUCUCUUUGGUUUUCAAGCACACAUGACCCCCACCCCCACCACACACACACACAAUUCCUGCAAUACAGGAAUAUUGAAAAACCUCCUCACAAUUUAUUGUUAAAAAUUCUUUCAGCUGCUUAAUAUGCAUCGCCAACCGUGUAGCUUAUUUAAGAACACCAAUAUCAAGGAGUAAUUUGGUCUCAUUCUCUUAUUACUGUAUGACAAGACCAUAUUUUGUCUCAUUAUUUAUUCUGUAAAUAAUCAUGCAUAGGCCUCUCUGGAGUAUGCAGUUUAAUUUCUUUUCUUUUUAAUGUAGUGCCUGUGUACUAAACAUAAGCACUAAAUAUUUUACAACAGUGUAGUACAUUACUUACAAUCAGAAAAACUUUAAUGUUGAAACCGGGAAUCACAGAUAGCUGCUUCCAUUAACAUAGCAGUGGUGUUUACAGUUGGAAUAGUCUUCUGACAUUUAUCCUGUUUGGCAGUGUCAUGCCAGAUACACACAAGGUUUUAGCCUAUUAACUUACAUAAGUACAUUUAUUUGCUGUGCAUGCCCUGCAGGAAUGAGAAAAACAAUAUUAGUUGACUGUUGGUGCUGUUUGUCAUUGGGACAGAUAUAAUUAAUUUGGUGUUGCUGUGUAAUGAAUGUCUAGCUGCUGUGAGCAGCUAAAAAACAUUUUUGACACAAGACUGAAGAAGUAGAUACUUCUCCAUCAUAACACAGCAGCUCAAGAAAAAGACUGAAUUUGGGACAGAUAUAAUUAAUUUGGUGUUGCUGUGUAAUGAAUGUCUAGCUGCUGUGAGCAGCUAAAAAACAUUUUUGACACAAGACUGAAGAAGUAGAUACUUCUCCAUCAUAACACAGCAGCUCAAGAAAAAGACUGAAUUUGAAGUAUUUGUGACUUCAGAGAUUUUUGUCAUAGUUAUCCAAGAAAGUUGUGACAUUUUUAACAAUGUGUGUGUUCAUGUGAACUUGAAGAAGACGCAGUGGUCUUGAAACUAACAAAAUUUUAGAAGCCUGAAGAUGUUACUAAUUUUUUGCUGCCUGUGGCAGUUCCAUAACUAAGCUGGAAAGUAUUGUGCUACAACAAAGAAAUGAAACUGGUUUCGUUUAGUUUGUGGAUUAUCUCAUCCUUAUUUUAUCAAAUUAGGAUGAUUUUUAUCUCCUCUUUUUGUACUGGUUGUCGUGAAGAUACAGGAAUGCAGACAUUGUCAACUUCUUUACGGAUAAGUUGCAUGACUUGUUCUCAAGCACCAUAAAAUAGUUUGUUUAAUACAACUAUUAUACAAUGCUUCAUUCAAGAAGCAUGUAUGACUUUGUAAAAUAAGUGAUUAACAGAAAGAUCUGUUUCUGAAUGAAAA